This is a messenger RNA of Globicephala melas (long-finned pilot whale), 648 nucleotides long. Its product is annotated as doublesex- and mab-3-related transcription factor C2-like. Gene Ontology annotation, molecular function: DNA-binding transcription factor activity, RNA polymerase II-specific; RNA polymerase II cis-regulatory region sequence-specific DNA binding. Gene Ontology annotation, biological process: regulation of transcription by RNA polymerase II; sex differentiation; germ cell development. Gene Ontology annotation, cellular component: nucleus. Lineage: Eukaryota; Metazoa; Chordata; Mammalia; Artiodactyla; Delphinidae. The record is from RefSeq and is a predicted model, not a curated record.
AUGGAUCCCAAUGAAAUGCCUGCUGUGCCCUGCGGCCCCCCUGACUCCACCACUGGACUUGAGACCGGAGCCCCAUGGGGGAUUGAACCUGGCCCCAGAAGAGCUAAACGUCGCAGAGCCCGCUGCCACAAACACGGCAUCACUGCCCAAGUCAAGGACCAGGAGCACUACUGCCUCUUCAAGGUCUGCGAGUGUCACAAGUGUGCCCUCUUCUCGGAACACUGCAGCAUCUUGCCUGCUGAGAGUACCUUGAAGUCGGAGCAGGGGCCACUCCGAAAGAGGCACCUGACUGAAGGACUGAUAAGGAGUGGGACCACCUCUCCCAAAGCUCACAGUCAUGUCAACAAGUUGGCCAUUCAAGCAGGAGUCCCCAGCAAGCUCCCAAGGAGCUCUGCUGAUCGGUCUGGCCUCGGAAUCUUUGUCUCUGUCCUGGACUCCAGCACCCUUGAAGAAGCAACUAACAAUUUCUCUUUCCAGGAAGACACACAGACCCCCUGCCCUGCCCAGCAGGCUCCCAAAGCUUCCGACCAGGUCUCGGUUUCUGCCUCCUCAGAGUGGCAGCGAAAACUGGAAGCGGCCGAGGCUCUGCUGGCUCUGAGAGAAUCUUCCCAGGCCCCUUCUGGCUCCAUCUCUGUGCUCCAGCCCUGA